UUCCUCAUCCGAGCUCCAAUGACUUAAUGUUUUGGCACUAAAGUGGUUUAUCCUGUGCGGGUUCUUCGCGCAGGAGAGUGGAGUAAGGAAGUGUGGAGAAAUGAUGAAAAAAUUUGCCUUUAAACGUGAGAAAUACGGGAGACGUUCGUUAGCCGUUGCCUUGUGACGACUUCGGACACAGAGGCUCGCGCGCUCUCGCGCCUGUGAUUCCCAGCGAGCGACGCGCGAGACCGAGCAGGCGUCAGGUUGUUCGGCUAAAAGUUUAGCAUUACGACGCGACGUUUUCUGACACGGUUUUCAUGUUUAUUUAGUUAAUAAUUUAUUAAUUUAUUUUUCGCGUUUUUCCCUUCCCCUCCUCCCCUCCUUCUCUUAUUGAUCACCGAGUUGGUCAAUAAUCUGCGUGAGCCGGUGAUUAAUCUACAUAAUGACUUCAGGAGCCACAGCUGAAAAGAAAAGACAGAGCUGUGAGCGGAGGAAGGCGAGAUGUCGCGAUGCGGCACGCUGUAGGCGGGUGAAGGAGACGGAGGUGUUUAAUCAGCUGGCCAGUCAGCUUCCUCUCCAUCACAGCAUCACGGAGAGCCUCGAUAAAGCUUCGAUCAUCCGUCUCACGCUGAGUUACCUGCACCUGCGCUCGGCUCUCAACACAGUGAUGAUGGGCGAGCAGUCCGAGUUGGACGCUCAGUGGAGCGCUUCCUGUCUGAAGGCCCUCGACGGCUUCCUCAUGAUUCUCUCUCAGGACGGAGACGUCGUUUACACGUCGGAAACCGUCAGCAAGUGUCUGGGGAUUUCCCAGAUCGACCUGUCAGGACAGAGUGUGUUUGAUUUCACUCACCCAUGCGACCAUGAAGAGAUCCGAGAGGUGCUGGUUAACAGAACAGGGUUCUAUAAGAAAACCAGAGAAGAGCAGAGUUUCUUUUUGCGGAUGAAGUGCACUCUGACCAGUAGGGGGCGCACCGUCAACCUCAGAUCUGCUACAUGGAAGGUUCUCCACUGUUCCGGUCAUGUCCGUGUGGAGUGCACGCAGAAGAGCGUGUGUGAAGAGAGCAGCACACCGGCGUCGUACCUGGUGCUGAUCUGUGAGCCGAUCCCACACCCAGCCAACAUCGAGAUUCUUCUGGACUCCAGGACGUUCCUGAGCAAACACACGCUCGACAUGCGCUUCUCCUACUGCGACGAGCGGAUCACGCCGUUGUUGGGUUAUGACCCUGAGGAUCUCCUUCAAUGUUCUGCGUACCAGUUUUAUCAUGCUCUGGACUCAGACAGUCUCACCAAAACGCACCACAACUUGUUUGUGAAGGGCCAGGCAUGUACAGGUCAGUACCGUAUGCUGGUGAAAGGCGGAGGCUUUGUGUGGGUGGAGACUCAGGCCACCGUCAUCUACAACAACAAAAACUCUCAACCACAGUGCGUCAUCUGCCUUAACUACGUCCUCAGUGGUGUUGAAGAACCCGAGCUGGUUCUCUCUCUCCAUCAGUCGGCGAUGAAGCAGGAGAAGGAGGACGGGUGCGAGAUGGAGAGAGAGACACGGAGCCAGGAAGCAGCGACUCUGAUAAACGAGGACACGAAGGAGGAGCAGAGCGAGGGAGAAACCGAGCUACAGGCUCCUGACGCUGACGUCACACUGGACUUCGCUAACACGGGUAUGUCGUUUACAGGGGCAGAAACGUCAGCACUCAGAGACGCUCCUCUCUACAACGACGUCAUGAUGCCCUCCACCAGCGUCCUGUCGCCUCAGUCACCGCCCACCGAACCACCCUGUGGCACCCUGCCCCGCCUGGAGGACUUCCCCUUCCCAUCAUCCUCUGCUCCGGUCUCGUCCGGUCGCAGUUCCACUCAGGUGGUAGAGGAUCUGGAGUUGGAGAUGUUGGCUCCCUACAUCUCCAUGGACAAUGAUUAUCAUCUCCACACGCGCACAUGCGUAGAGGGUCCAGAGGAUAUCGGUUCCGCCCAGAAAAACACCAGAACACGCACAAAUCCCAGCGAUACACAACACGGAGAACAGCCGGAUGAAGAUCUGUCUUCCGCGAGGCGGCCGAAUGAGAAAAAGAGAAAACUAGAAACACUGUCUCGGUCUCGUGCCACAGGGCGGGUGAUGACGGACUCGCCUCAGUUCAAGAGGUCAAAGGUCACGGUGUCAGAGACUCGUCCACCAGCCGCCAUGCCAGAGACUCUGACUAUACUGCUGCUCCCCUCGGACGUCUUGAACCAGCUGAUGGUGGGAGGAGCCAUCAUUAAGCCCCUCCCACACGUCCGUCGUUAGGAUGUAAAGUGAACGCAGCUGUCGCAGCGCGGAAAAACCUCGAAUCCAUUCAAGAACCGUUUCAUCCCCUCGUACAUGGAAUUAUUUUGAAUUUUUAAAGUAAUUUUUAAAAACCUAAACUAUUUGUAGAAAUUCAAGUGAACAAGUGUGAUGUGGUGAGAUUUUUUUCAUGAGAUUGACGCUGAUGCUAAAUAUGCUUCUAACCCCGCCUCUAAACCUACCUCAACCUCUAACUCUGCCUCUACAGUAACCAGGCAUAAGACGAUACACUAAAGCCACGAUAGGCUUCACGAGACCAUGUCCGCGCGAAUACGAUAAAAUAUUAACACGUUUAUUUUGUAACAACAAAUCGAAUCGCUACGAUAUAAGAAAAGUAGAACAGGAUUUAUAAUAUAAGCUGUAAUUUUCCCCUUUCGGCGUCGCGUGUAUUCCAUGGCAACAUUAUUAAUAUGGAAAGACUGUUGGACAAUAGUUUGUGCCUUAAAUAACAAUUGUGUCGUCACGCUUCUACCGCCGUCUGACCUCCACCUGAAAUACACGAGUGCGUCGAUACUUGUACUGAUGACCCUCCAGCUCAAACCCUGACUCUAAUCCUAACAGUAACCCCGCCUCUAACACUAACUCCACCCCCUAACUGUAGUCUAUAACUCGCUGUAGAGACUGAGGCGUGUGAAUAACAUCCCGAGUUUUACUUU
Messenger RNA from Ictalurus furcatus (blue catfish), 2955 nucleotides. It is a transcript of the gene hif1aa, whose product is annotated as hypoxia inducible factor 1 subunit alpha a. The coding region runs from base 425 to 2260 and encodes 611 amino acids. Gene Ontology annotation, biological process: regulation of transcription by RNA polymerase II; cellular response to hypoxia. Gene Ontology annotation, molecular function: DNA-binding transcription factor activity, RNA polymerase II-specific; protein dimerization activity; RNA polymerase II transcription regulatory region sequence-specific DNA binding. Lineage: Eukaryota; Metazoa; Chordata; Actinopteri; Siluriformes; Ictaluridae. The transcript has 13 exons. The record is from RefSeq and is a predicted model, not a curated record.